Molecule: messenger RNA, 916 nt
Organism: Musca vetustissima
Lineage: Eukaryota; Metazoa; Arthropoda; Insecta; Diptera; Muscidae
Product: E3 ubiquitin-protein ligase znrf2
Exons: 5
Coding region: 34-729 (231 amino acids)
Source: RefSeq, a predicted model, not a curated record
UAGAACUAGAUUAUAACCCAUUUUCUACAACGAAUGGGCGCAAAAGCAAGUACUCCCGCAAAUAGCGGUCACCAGAGUCCUCGUUCACGAACGUUUUCGAGCAGCUCUACCGGUGCUGAACUUCAAAGUUCGUCUGUGGACCGGCAGCGUGCACGUAGUUUAAGUUCUGUGCCAGACAUGCAUGGCCAGAACAGCAAUUCCUCUACUGACCACCACAGUCAACAAUCUCAAGGCAUUACUACAGCCAAUAGCAACAAUUAUGCCAGUUCAUCAACGUCACAACAAGGUCACAACAAUCACAUGCAGCGUCACACACUGGGAGAUAACUUACGGAAUGUCUCCAUGGCCGGGGCAAGCUUUGUUGAGAGUAUAGCUCUGGCAGCUCAAUCUGCCUCGAAUGGUGCAAGUAACAGUAUCGGCCGGGUGUACACAGCAACAUCACUUCCAUCGCAAAUUUGGUCCUUCAAUGGUAUUAAAUGUCCGGUAUGCAACAAAUUUGUUUUACCCGAUGAUAUUGAAUGCCACUUGGUAAUGUGCCUGACGAAACCACGACUCUCCUACAACGAGGAUGUCUUAGCGGAUGCCAAGGGUGAAUGUGUAAUUUGCUUAGAAGAUUUAAAUCCUGGUGAUAUAAUAGCGCGCUUGCCAUGUCUUUGUAUUUAUCAUAAAUGUUGUAUUGAUCGGUGGUUUGAAGUUAAUCGGUCCUGCCCAGAGCAUCCUGGCGACUAGUUAAAACUCAAUAUGUAAUUAAAUGAAAACUUUUCUAUUUUAGUAUAAUAUAUUAAUUAUAUAAACUGCAAAAAUACCGAUAUGAUAAACGAUUAUUUAGUUAUAGAUUUAUAUGAACAUAAUGAAACAAAAGCAAAACUCUCAAAAAUAAACGUUUUUAAAACAACAACAAAACUAUACAAACAAA